Molecule: messenger RNA, 1407 nt
Organism: Anopheles bellator
Lineage: Eukaryota; Metazoa; Arthropoda; Insecta; Diptera; Culicidae
Product: transcription initiation factor TFIID subunit 3-like
Exons: 3
Coding region: 1-1407 (468 amino acids)
Cellular component (GO): transcription factor TFIID complex
Molecular function (GO): protein heterodimerization activity
Source: RefSeq, a predicted model, not a curated record
AUGUCGAACGCCCAUGCACUACAUGUGCUGAAGGUGGCCGUGGCGCAAAUUUGCCAGACAAUCGGAUGGCAUUCCGCGCACUCGACUACGAUGGAGCUGCUUGUCGAUGUGACGCAACACUUCCUGCGUGAAAUAUCGCGCAUCAUGCACCGGUACUCUGAGCUUUACAACCGAACGGAACCCAACCUGGACGAUUUGGCAAUGGCUUACAAGGACAUGGGUAUCAACCUGCAGGAGGUUAUGGAAUAUAUUCAGUUUGUGGAUCCAAUCCCGCUGGCCCUUGAGGUGCGGCGAUUCCCAAUUCCGAGAGAUUCGCAAUUGAGUUUUAUGAAACCGGGCAGCAAAGAAGUGCUGACGCGUCCGGUUCACAUUCCUGAGCAUAUGCCUCCGAUCUUUCUAGAGGUAGAGAACGACGAUCCGGGCUCCGGAGCACUCGUUAAUGGAGGGAAACUGAUCGGUGAUGCGGAGAUUUACGGUGUGAUGAAGGAAUGUUUUCAGUCGAGUGAAGCGGCUGCCGUUGUGACCGCCCUUGCAGUAGUCGCUCCCAACAUGGUGAAGAUGGACGACAGGCAGCAGCGCGGUAAUGCUCCGAUGUUGGCUGAAGAGACCACAAUGCUGGGGGACGCGCAGGUCAAUGCAGAAAUCGAAAUCCCUAUGCAAACUAUUGAAACUAAAGACCCGACUGCAUUGGCUGCUCGGGAAACUGAGACGGUGCCAGCAACAGCGAGUAACACCGUAGCCCCUGCUCUUGAGAAGGAGGCGGUUGUUAAAAAUGUCAUCAGCGCGCCGUUAACUGUAGAAGGACGGCCAACACGCGAGAUCAGCAGCGUCAUAAUGACAACGUCUGGUUUCAUAUCCCCGGCCCGCGCAGGUAAACUGCCCGAGUCAUGUAUACCAUUAAUACGAGAAGACAGGCCUACGAAACCAUCGUCUACAUCUUUCACUAGUUCUAUUAGCACUGCUGUGACACUUAACGCUGGGGCCAUGCUUCCGGUUGCGCCUGUUGUGGGUGCUAUGUACGGCGUCACGAACAAUCCAGCAACGGCGGAUGGAGUGUCUAGCGUAAAACAACGCGAUCACUAUGCCUCAGGCAGAAAAACUCGAAAAAAACCAGUUGAUAAGCAGCGGAAGAAGUCAUUGAAAAAAGGGACGACUGUUCCAUCCCAACCAACAGGAUCGUCACAAUCACAUUUUACUGGAAAGAAGAAUGACAAUGCCACAGCAUUGAAAUCCACCGCAGCGCCUUCCGAAUUUGCAGACUAUGGAGAACAGACACAUGCUUGUGGUGCGCUAAUCACAGCGGCUCAAACUAAAGCGCAUACCUAUUUGAAAAUGACAGUGCCAGAGUCGUCUAUUUCCGAAGGGCAGCUUUCGCCGUCUACUUUACCGAAGGCAAUCGCCAACUAA